Molecule: messenger RNA, 1839 nt
Organism: Triticum dicoccoides
Lineage: Eukaryota; Viridiplantae; Streptophyta; Magnoliopsida; Poales; Poaceae
Product: triacylglycerol lipase 2-like
Exons: 12
Coding region: 325-1560 (411 amino acids)
Biological process (GO): lipid metabolic process
Molecular function (GO): hydrolase activity, acting on ester bonds
Source: RefSeq, a predicted model, not a curated record
GCAGGCCAGUCCCGCUUGCCGCCUAGCCCCGGCGUCCGCGACCAAGGCCGGCCAGCCGUCGACGGCGUCCACACUGUCGGAUGCCCCCUGCUCACGGCAGGCAUGGUCGCACGGAGCAGCAUUUGAGGUGGAGGGAACCAGGCAACCAGGGGGGCAUCCUCCUCGUCUCCACGGCAGACGCUUGCCAUGUGUUCGUGCAAAUGCUUCUGUAGGCGUAUGCGCUCCGAUCUGUCGAAAUGAAUCGUCGGUCCGGGUACAUGCUGCUAUUGCUUCAAAAGGAAGAAUAAGGAUCCAGUUUUUUUCCCGCAAUUGCGUGGCCUGUCCAUGCCUCGGUCAAGCUUGAUUUCACACAAGCAAAGAGAGCAAUCUAACACUCUUUUCGCUCACUCAUGGAGGAACAAUAGUUCUCUGGAUGAUAUUGGUCCACGUUGUGAACCUUCUUCCCAUCCGUUUGGUCUGUGCAAGACAAGAGCAGCAGCUUUCGGCUAUCCAUGUGAAGAUCACAUGGUCACAACAGAAGAUGGUUAUAUUCUUAGCCUAAAGAGGAUUCCUCAUGGUGUUUCUAACUCGACCAAGAAUACAACGAGGAUACCAGUACUACUAUUCCACGGGCUCAUGGUGGAUAGCGUUUCUUGGGUACUGGGUACGCCAAAACAAUCACUUGGAUUUAUUUUGGCAGAUGGUGGGUUUGAUGUUUGGUUUGCCAACACCCGUGGAACUAAUUCCAGCCGGAACCAUACCUCGCUCACCCCAGAUGAUCCGGAGUACUGGAAUUGGACGUGGGACCAACUUGCUGCCUAUGAUCUUCCUGCCGUGCUUCAGCAUGUCUAUGAUCACACAGGAGGCCAGAAAGUUCACUAUAUCGGUCACUCCCUGGGAACCUUGAUUAUUCUUGCAGCCUUCUCUGAGCACAGGUUACUUCAUUUAGUUCGAUCGACUGUGUUGCUCUGCCCAAUUGCUUAUCUGUAUAAGACAAAAUCGAAACUCACCCGGCUUGCUACUCAAAUCCUCCUUGCAGAGGCAUUUCACUUUCUAGGAUAUCGUGAGUUCAAUCCUGUUGGGCCAGUUUCACAUGAAAUUCUGCUCAUAAUAUGCGGUGACCCUGAAAUCGACUGCUACGACCUAUUUACGGCUGUUAUGGGACCGGACUGCUGCCUCAAUGCUUCAACUGUAUGUAACUUCCUGCAGCAUGCUACACAGUCCACCUCUAUCAAGAACCUUAUUCACAUGUCGCAGAUGAUCAGGUACGAAGGGGUCAGAAGGUAUGACUAUGGCAACGCCAAGGAAAACAUGAAGCAUUACAACCAGCCACGCCCCCCGCUGUACAACCUCUCAUCCAUCCCGACCCAUGUCCCCAUGUUCCUCACCCAUGGUGGCCAAGACUUCCUCGGCGAUGUCCCUGACACCAGGCACCUCCUGAACACGCUGGUCAGAACCCAUGACAGCGACAACAUGGAGGUACUGUACGUGCCCGACUACGCCCACGCCGACUUCGUGAUAGGCUAUAAUGCUCCGCAACUAGUAUACCAGCCGAUGGUCGACUUCCUUCAGCGUCACUGAGAGAGUCGCCACUUCAGGUCUCUCUCCGAGCAGGCCUUCAGCAGUAACUUCCUAUCAGCCUGUGCAACCAACCAAAACUUCAACCACAUAUUACUUGUCCGUGUAUAUGGCUUGUGUAUGGUCUUAGCAUAUGUCUGCAAAUCAGAGUGAGUAGAUGCCAGUUUGAUCAUGCUAGAGAGUGGACUACUCUGUCAGAUAUUCAGUUUCAUGUAUCCAGUUUACCCGUAAUGUCGAAUCCCACGUUAUCACUUUAUUUAGAAGUCUCGGAUUCUGGACCCA